UUAAAUGUUGCAUACUUCUGAUUGAAAUUUAUUGUUUUAGAAAAAGAAAGUUUAUUCUAGAAAAGAGGUAUUGAACACUGUGAAUAUGGUGAAAAAUGAAAUUAAGAAAAUUUGCAAUGUGAAAAUGGAUGAUGGGGCACAGUUUUAUGAAGUCAAAUGGUGGAAGUCAUGGGAAACUGAAGAAUGUCUAACACAAUGUCAAACAUUGAUUGACCAGUUUUGGGACUUUAUAAAUAACAAAGCAUCUAUCAAUUCGAAUCAAAAUAUGAGAUACGGAAACAAUGUUACCCACCAGUUAUCUCCUUUUGAAAACGCUUUUGCAGAAGAAGGUAAUGGACGGCCACUUGGAUUCUAUAAAAACGGAGAAAAUCGAAAACGAAGAAUGGAAAGCACUGUGGAGUUGAUAGAGCCACAUGCAAUAAAAAAAAUAUGUAAUGUAAAGGUUGAGAAGGGGCAAACACUUUAUCAAAUUCAAUGGAAUACCACCUGGGAAAAUCCCGACAGCCUUCACAAAAGUUUACAUUUAAUAAACGAGUUUUGGAGUUUCAUCAAUUGUAAAUGUACAUUUGAGGAAGAGCCUGCACAGAAAAGGGUAAAGUUAGGCCUGAACUUUUCUGUUUUGAAGGACCACGCAAUGUCACAAAAUGUAUCUAUUUCACCGGACAAACCAAUGUCUGAAAGAGGUAGAGGACGCGGAAGAGGUAGAGGUAGAGGGAGGGGUGAUACAUCUAAUGUUUCAAGCUUUGGUCAAUCUAAUGGCGGUGCGCCAAGGUUAAAAGCAGCUGCUAUGGAGUCGUUACCACCAACAAACGUAACCUUCACACCACCAAAGCUUAUUCCUGAUUCUGACCACGCAACUAGUGAUAGUCCGUCGAAGAAAAAAGGAGCACUGGUGAAGUCGCUAGCGGAGUGGGAUGAUCCGUAUUGUCGCGUAGCAUUUUUGUGUCGAGUUUGUGGAGCAGAACAGAAUAUAAAAUACAGGGGGAAUUGGAAAGCGCAUUUUUUAAAACACUCGGACGUGAAACCGUUUCAAUGCGAUGUAUGUGGAAAGGAUUUUGUUCAAAAGAUCCAUCUGCAGUUGCACGCCAAGAAAAUACAUAACCUUCAAAUAUAGACUUUUUUUGUUUGUACUUGUUUAGUUUGCAAAUUUUGUUGGAAUUUCCUUUUUGUAUAGCAAACUGUAAUACAUGUAUUACUUUUAUAAGCAACUCUACUAUGACCUAGUACUUGAGUUGCUAAAAAAACUUUCUAAAUUGAUAGAAAAGUGGUUUAACGGUUGCUUACCAGAAACCUUUAAUAAAAAAUUCCGUAUCAACACGCAAUUGUUUCAUUUUAUGUCAAAUUGGUUACUGUAAACUGUUGUGCAUAUCAGUUUGUGCACUGCUAUGUUAAAUGGAGGCCUUUCAACGAGUUCUCAUGUUUUAUAUCUGCCUUAAUUAACAUAAUUACACGGGUUUUUUUUGUCAGAACCUUUGAACAGGAGUGUUUUGAUUUUUAUAACUAAUUUGUUUCGCUUACCAUGGAUGAUGUGAUUCAAAAGAAUUUUUUUAUUAUAUCUGUGUACUUGUAUGUAUAUUUACUUUAAUGAUCUUUUCCUGAAAUUCACCAUGUAUAUUCAUAACUUUGA
Molecule: messenger RNA, 1627 nt
Organism: Hydractinia symbiolongicarpus
Lineage: Eukaryota; Metazoa; Cnidaria; Hydrozoa; Anthoathecata; Hydractiniidae
Product: protein odd-skipped-related 1-like
Exons: 7
Coding region: 86-1114 (342 amino acids)
Source: RefSeq, a predicted model, not a curated record